Messenger RNA from Lutra lutra (Eurasian river otter), 862 nucleotides. Its product is annotated as CB1 cannabinoid receptor-interacting protein 1-like. The record is from RefSeq and is a predicted model, not a curated record. Gene Ontology annotation, molecular function: type 1 cannabinoid receptor binding. NCBI's taxonomy places the organism in Eukaryota, Metazoa, Chordata, Mammalia, Carnivora, Mustelidae. Gene Ontology annotation, cellular component: plasma membrane. Bases 27 to 521 code for a protein of 164 amino acids. Gene Ontology annotation, biological process: negative regulation of signaling receptor activity. The transcript has a single exon.
CCGCUGUGCUCGCUCCACGCCCAGCCAUGGGGGACCUGCCGGGUGUCGUGCGCCUCUCCAUCGCGCUGCGCAUCCAGCCCAACGACGGCCCGGUCUUCUUCAAGGUGGACGGGCAGCGCUUCGGCCCGAACCGCACCAUCAAGCUGCUCACCGGCUCCUCCUACAAGGUGGAGGUGAAGAUUAAGCCCACCACGCUGCAAGUCGAGAACAUUUCCAUUGGUGGUGUGGUUGUCCCACUGGAGCUGAAGUCUAAAGAGCCUGAUGGGGACAGAAUUGUUUAUACGGGCACAUAUGACACAGAAGGUGUGGCCCCAACCAAGAGUGGAGAACGACAACCCAUCCAGAUCACAAUGCCGUUCACAGACAUUGGGACCUUCGAGACAGUAUGGCAAGUCAAGUUCUACAAUUACCACAAGCGAGAUCACUGCCAAUGGGGAAGCCCCUUCUCUGUCAUUGAGUAUGAAUGCAAGCCCAAUGAGACAUGCAGCCUCAUGUGGGUGAACAAGGAGUCCUUCCUCUGAAGAUGGCUCUUUCUGAUGUUGCUGGACAAUCUCUUCAACAAUCUACUUUCAGAUAACCCAGCACAAGCCUUGACCAAGGCACACGACACCAUUGCUAUUUCCCAUCGGGUGCUGAUGACCUACUGGCCCCGAUUACUUUGAAAGUGUAAUUCCCUUCUGAUGCCAUGUCCUUGACAUAAGAGAUUGUGGUGUACCAUCCCCGAGAAGAUCCCUUGCUGUGUUCUGUGUUGGUAUUCCUGCAUCCAGAUGUUCCUGGUCAUGCUGUCGACUGCUUGAGAGGAGCUCAGUGGAAUUGGCAGACAUAUCCCAUUCCUCACAAUUCCACUGAAUGACUGUGGUGU